This is a messenger RNA of Phialemonium atrogriseum, 1479 nucleotides long. Its product is annotated as homoserine O-acetyltransferase. The transcript is spliced from 3 exons. The record is from RefSeq and is a predicted model, not a curated record. Lineage: Eukaryota; Fungi; Ascomycota; Sordariomycetes; Cephalothecales; Cephalothecaceae. Gene Ontology annotation, molecular function: homoserine O-acetyltransferase activity. Bases 1 to 1479 code for a protein of 492 amino acids. Gene Ontology annotation, biological process: L-homoserine metabolic process.
AUGACUUCAGACCACCUAACUGCCGGUGAGAAGCCGAAAUAUGAAAGAACUCAACAACAACCUGAGAACCCAUUCGCGGCUCUCAUUCCUGACCAGGAGAUUGCUAUCAUCCCGUCCUUUACGCUUGAGUCAGGUGUAACGCUCUACAAUGUUCCUGUUGCGUACACCGUCCGGGGCAAGCUAUCGCCCAAAGGAGACAAUGCUAUGGUAGUUUGCCAUGCCUUGACCGGGAGCGCAGACGUCAGUGACUGGUGGGGACCCCUGCUCGGUGGUCCUGGCCGGACACUGGACAUUUCACGCUUCUUCGUCGUCUGUGUGAACUGCUUGGGCAGUCCUUACGGCACGGCCAGUCCGGUUACCGCCAAGGACGGUGAUCUCAGCAAGGAGAGAUAUGGACCGGAGUUCCCCCUGACUACAAUCAGAGACGAUGUAAAUCUUCAAAAGCUUCUCCUCGACGACUUGGGGGUCCGCCAGGUGGCGGCUGUGAUUGGGGGGUCACUGGGUGGCAUGUGCGUGCUUGAAUGGGGGUAUCUCGGCAAGGACUACGUUCGAUGCAUCGUACCCAUCGCCACCUCCAGCCGACACAGUGCAUGGGGCAUCAGCUGGGGCGAGGCUCAACGGCAGAGCAUCUAUGCGGAUCCCAAGUACGAUGAUGGCUAUUAUUCCUUCUCUGAUUCGCCGACGACAGGCCUGGGUGCCGCACGCAUGUCUGCGCUCUUAACCUACCGCAGCCGGAACUCUUUCGAGUCUCGCUUCGGGCGGAACAUUCCCGACCCGUCAAGGCGCCAGACCAUUCGAGAGAGACCAGCACCUGCCACGCCGUCCGAGGCGCACUUCCACAUCCACAACGACGGGCACAAAACAAGGCGAAACACCCCAUCGCGCACCAAUAGCAAUGCCAGUAAUGUCGCCCAUGGAAACGGCUUAGACAACGGCUCUUCCGUCGCCCUGGCGGAUCCCCAGUUCCACGGACCGAGCAGGGAAAACCCGACGGACACCGAGACGAUGCCCAUAGGGUCCACGUAUUUCUCCGCCCAGUCGUACCUGCGCUACCAGGGGGCCAAGUUUGUCAAGCGAUUCGACGGCAACUGCUACAUCGCCAUGACCCGGAAGCUCGACACGCACGACAUCAGCCGCGGGCGUGCGCCGACCAUAGCGGAGGCCCUGCGCCUGAUCGAGCAGCCGACCCUCGUGCUCGGGAUCGAGAGCGACGGGCUCUUCACGUUCGCCGAGCAGGAGGAGCUGGCCGAGCACAUCCCGAAUGCGCGGCUGGAGCGGAUCGACAGCCCCGAGGGCCACGACGCCUUCCUCCUCCAAUUCGAACAAGUCAAUAACUACAUUAUGGAGUUCCUGCGCGAGAUCCUGCCGGACAUCAUGAACAGGGGAGGGAACGAGGACGCCGCCGCAAGCGCCGUCGGCGAGCUGACUAAGAGCAGCACCUUUGGCGAGGCCGAGGUGGAAGACAUCACCGCGUGGUAG